Messenger RNA from Adineta ricciae, 1065 nucleotides. NCBI's taxonomy places the organism in Eukaryota, Metazoa, Rotifera, Eurotatoria, Adinetida, Adinetidae. The record is from the annotation of a GenBank genome assembly.
AUGUCGAAACGCACAGCAGUAUCGAUCGGUGCAAGCAAAAGAACAAAGAGGCUUGACAGCAAGUAUUCGGUCAAACCAAGUGAUGAAUCGAUGAAAAAAGACACUUUAUUUGUUUGGGUUGAUAAAAACGUCAACGAAAAUCAACGAAUCCAAACCAGUAUAAAACAAUUGGAGUUAUCUUUUACACGUGCCAUCGUAACGGAUGAUUCUCAACGAUGUAAACAAUGGUUAAAGAAAUACAGCGGUGAUGAGAAUAUUUUUCUGAUUGUAUCUAACGCUUUAUUGAUGAAAGUCUUGCCUCAUAUUCAUUCAUUAUCGGCUAUUACUCGUGUGUACACAUAUGGCCCAAACCGCACAGGUGACGAUCGUUGGGCUAAAAACUAUCCGAAAGUUCGAAAAAUGGCUCCUAACAUAAAACAGUUAGUAGAAGCGAUAUCCAUGGAUUUGAAAGAUGUUCAACAACGUGAGAAUAUGAAGAUAGAGUGUGUGCAUCAACACUUAACCAGAAGCAUUGUGAGUCGAGAUUAUGAGAAGAAACCUACGAAAGACGACAAAGAAGGGGUGAGAACAGGCAUUACUAACUUUCAAUUUAUACUCAUUGAUGUGACAAAAAACCUGAAUGAGCAUGCGCGUGCUAUGUUGAAUGCUUUGAUAUCGAUGACACCCGCAGCAAUUCGUGUUUUUGAUGAUGGAUUAAACAUAAAUUUUCAGCAAUUACCUGACCAACCUACGUUUCUUUUUGUUAGCAACGCAUUCGCUGGUACAAUGGAUAAAAAAGCAAAACAAUUCGAAGGGGUCUAUAUUUUAACAGGAGAUGAAGACCGAGUCGAUCAUCGGACACGUUUCGAAAACAGUGAAGAUCUCAUUUUCCAACUAGCUGAUGAGAUAUACCGAUGCUACAUAAAAGAAGCAGAUCAAUAUCUGAACUCUGGUAAUAGCUUGACAGCAGAAAUCAAGAAACAACAAGCAAAUCAAGUUCAUAGCAAUGUGAAACGAGCAUACACGUCAGUCUGCGAUCAUCAAGCAAUUACAUACAAAUUCGACGAUGCAGAUGGUUUUGCAUGA